Monoraphidium neglectum is the source of this 3483-nucleotide messenger RNA. RefSeq names its product ATP-dependent DNA helicase RecG. Gene Ontology annotation, molecular function: DNA helicase activity; nucleic acid binding; ATP binding. NCBI's taxonomy places the organism in Eukaryota, Viridiplantae, Chlorophyta, Chlorophyceae, Sphaeropleales, Selenastraceae. The coding region runs from base 1 to 3483 and encodes 1160 amino acids. The record is from RefSeq and is a predicted model, not a curated record. The transcript has 17 exons. Gene Ontology annotation, biological process: DNA repair.
AUGGCUGACGUGAAGGUCAACAUCGACGUGUUUGACCAGCUGGCUGGCAUGUGGCCUUCGGUGGGCGGCGGCGGCCGCGGCGGCGAUGCCAAGCGAGAGGGUGUGCUGCAGGCUCUGAUGAGAACCGAGGCGCGCUUUGCCGGGGAGUUGUCAUCCCUCCCGAAGGGCGACGACAAGACUCAGGCGCAGAAGGGGCAGGGCCGCCAGGCCGCCGCCGCGCCCCUAGCAGCGGAGGCGCUCGAGCCAACGGCCGUUGGAGAGGCCCGCACUGCCGCGGCACCCGGGGCGCCCAUGCCGGCGCCUGCCACGGCCUGCACGCAGGCCCCAGCCCCGAUCCGCCGCAGCCGCAAGCCCGCAGCCCGGCCAGCAGGCGGCGCCGCCGCUCUCUGCCCCGCGCCCGGCCCCGCCUCCCUGCCCGCCUCAGCGCCGGCGGCCACCACCGCCACCACAUUUUCGGCAGGGCCUGGCCCCUCAUCAACCGACGGCCGGUCUGACGACGAGGACGCCGCCGCGGCCGCCGCAGCCGCGUGGUCUUCAGACGCUGAGUCAUUAUCGGCGGGGCCCGACAGCAACGCUGCCGCCGGCCCCGGCCCCGGCUCGCCGCGGCCCUGGGCGCUCGGCGUCCCGCCCGCGGCGGUCGAGGCGGCGGUUGCCAGGGGCCUUGAGGCGCUGUCGUCGGCUGCGGUCGACACGUCCUUCGACGCGGCGGCGCUUGCGGACGCGUGGCUGCCGUUCACGCGGCUCGUCGAGGACGUGGGGGCGCGCGGGGGCGGCGGCGGCGGCGCGUUCACGGAGCAGCAGCUGGAGUCCCUGGCGUCGGCGGAGCUGGGGACGCUGCUGCAGGCGAGCUGGGUGCUGCUGUACGUGCCGCGCGAGGUGCGGGAGUACGCGCCCUCCAUCGACCUGUCCGCGCUGGACGCGGCCGGCUCGCAGCUGGUGGCGGUGACGGGGAGGGUGGUGGCGCUGGGCAAGGUGAAGCACACGCUGCGCAAGCACGGCUGCUGGUUCAAUGCGUCGCUGGAGGUGCCCUCCAUUGAGCCCGGCGAGCCCCCCCACACGGUAAAUGUGAUGCGGUACAUCCCGGGCCGCCCCAGGUGGAUCCUGCCCCGCAUCCAGGCGGAGCGCGACAGCCUCGGCAUCGCCCGCACCCUGGGGCUGCCGGUGCAGCUGCGCUGCCGGCUGCAGCGCGGCCAGACCGGCGGCCUGGCUGCGGCGCUGUCCAGCCCGGAGCCCUCGCUGUCAGUGGUGGGCAACACGGCCGCGCCUUCUGCGGGCUACGUCAACAUCCCGGGCGCGCACGAGCAGCAGCAGUGGGAGCAGCAGCAGCAGCAGCAGCAGCAGCAGCAGGUGGAGCAGCAGCAGUGGCAGGUGGAGCAGCAGCGGCUAGAGCAGCAGGAGCGGCAGGAGUGGCAGCAGCAGCAGCAGCACCAGCACCAGCACCAGCAGCAGCGGCCGUUCAUUGAAUUGAUCUAUCCGAAAUGCAAAAAGCUUGAGCCGGCAGACAUGGCCAGCCCCGACGGCCCCGCGGCACGCGCGCUGGGCGUGGUGGGCGCGCUCCAGGGCACCGCUGGUGCAGCGGACCCGCUGCCGGCCGAGGUGCUGCGGCGUUUGGGUUUGAUGGGGUGGAUGGACGCGCUGAGGGCGCUGCACGUGCCGGCCAGCGCUGAGGAGCACCAGCGGGCGCGGGAGCGGCUGGCGUUCCAGGAGAUGUUUUUGGGCCAGCUGGCGGCCAUGUUGGAGCGCAGCCGCCUCACCGCCGCGCCGCAGGGGCCGGCCCCGACGCGGCGGCCGGCGCAGCAGCCGGAGGAGGUGCAGGAGGGGGGUUCUGGCGAGGGAUGGCGUUUGGCGAUAACGCGGUUGCAGGCCAUGUCGGCGGCGAGCAAGGCGCUGCCCUACACCCUCACCGCCUCUCAGUCACGGGUGCUGCAGGAGAUCCUGUCAGACCUGGCGGGGCCUGGCGUCAUGAUGCGCCUGCUGCAGGGUGACGUGGGCUGCGGCAAGACCGUGGUGGCUGUGCUGGCCAUGAUGGCCGCCUCGGGCUCUGGCUACCAGGCCCUCCUCAUGGCCCCCACUGAGCUGCUGGCUGAGCAGCACUACGCAACGCUGGUGUUCAUGGCCGAGAACAUGCCUGUGGCGCAGCGGCCCCGCGUCUCGCUCCUCACCAACUCCCUCAAGCUGAAGGAGCGCAAGGCGCUCUCUGCGCGCAUCGCUGCGGGCGGCGUCGACCUGGUGGUGGGGACGCAGGCGCUGCUGCAACAGCAGUGGAGCCGGCUGGGGCUCGUGGUCAUCGACGAGCAGCACAAGUUUGGUGUGAAGCAGCGCGAGCAGCUGGCGCGCAACGUGGGCCACCCGGUGCACACGCUGCUGAUGACGGCGACGCCCAUCCCCCGCACCCUGGCGCUCGUGCAGUACGGCUCCCUGGUGCUCAGCACCAUCAACGAGAUGCCCCCCGGCCGCAGCCCCAUAGCCACGCGUGUUGUGGUGGACGACGCGCACGGCCGCGAAGAGGUGCGGCGCGGCGGCACGGCAGCGCGCGGCGCAGCGCUGGCUCGCGCACGGCGGCCCGAGGCUGGGGUGUCCGCCGCUGCCUCGGGCCAGCCUAGUGUGUAUGACGUCAUCAGGCAGGAGCUGGCAGCUGGCGGGCGCGUCUACAUCGUCUGCCCGCUCGUCCUGAGCACCGCCGCCAACGCGGCGCGCGGCGGCGGCAGCAGCGACAGCAGCAGCAGCGGCGGCGGCAAAGGCAGCAGCAGCGCCGCCGGCGGCGGGGAGGCUCAGGACUGCAAGGGCGCGGCCGGCGACCCGCGGCGGACUGUGAUGGACGAGUACGCGCGGCUGUCGCGCGCCAACGUGUUUGGCGCGGAGCACAGGGUGGGGCUGCUGCACGGGCGCAUGUCAGGGGACGAGAAGGCGCGCGCCCUGCAGCAGUUCUCCAGCGGCGAGACCCCAGUGCUGAUAGCCUCCACUGUGGUGGAGGUCGGGAUCGACGAGCCCGAGGCCUCGGUCAUGCUGGUGGAGAACGCGGAGUGCUUCGGCAUGGCGCAGCUGCACCAGCUCCGCGGCCGCGUCGGGCGCGGCGCGCGUCACAGCAGGUGCUUCCUGAUGGCCCCUGACGGCGACAAGGCGGCGCUCGCGCGGCUGGCGGUGAUGGAGCGCAGCCACAACGGGCUGCACAUCGCCGAGGCCGACCUGCAGACCAGGGGCCCCGGAGACCCGUUCGGCAUCAAACAGUCGGGCAGCCGCGGCGGCCUGUCCGCGCUCUGCAUGCAGGAGCUGAAGCGGACGCCGCAGCUCAUGGAGCACGCGCGCGCGGCCGCGGCGGAGGCCCUCAGCUCGCAGCGCCUCACGCCGCAGCUGAAGGCGGCGCUGCUGGCGUACGGCUUCUGGACGGCGGACGCGCCGAGCAGCGGCGUUGGGGCAGGGGACGGGGUAGACGGCGGCGGCAACAGGCGCGGCAGCGGCAAAGCUGGUAUUAGUGGGGCGUGA